Molecule: messenger RNA, 3937 nt
Organism: Sinocyclocheilus anshuiensis
Lineage: Eukaryota; Metazoa; Chordata; Actinopteri; Cypriniformes; Cyprinidae
Product: frizzled-3-like
Exons: 7
Coding region: 329-2599 (756 amino acids)
Biological process (GO): non-canonical Wnt signaling pathway; canonical Wnt signaling pathway
Cellular component (GO): plasma membrane
Molecular function (GO): Wnt-protein binding; Wnt receptor activity
Source: RefSeq, a predicted model, not a curated record
CGUCCGUGACGCUCUUCAUGUGCUCGUUUCUGGUAGUUUACGAUUUUUGUAUCCAUCAGCGUCUCAAUGUAAAUAAGCAGCCGGAGCGAGUGUGUUGAUGUGUGACUGUUGGAGAGAAACUGCAGCGCGCUCUUCAGUGUGUUACAUGAUUGUAGGUGCAUAAAGCAAACCUGCUGCGUAAAUCUACACAGAGAGACGCUGUAUUGUGUCAUAUAGAGAAAACCAGAGGAGCUCUGCCACAGAAAGGUAUCCAGUAUCAGUCAUAGCCACAUCCUAAAGCCGAUCCAUUGAAGAGCACCCUGAUCAAAGGCAGAUUCUGUAGUCUUGUAUGAAUGUGAGAGGAUGCAUAAGACUGUCGAAGGGUCUGAUCAAAGCGUGCACUGACCCGAGACGCCGGUCAACAUCAGGUAUCCGUGAGGACCGAACAGGAAGGAGAUGGAAGCGGUCGCUCGUAGCGGUAUACCUUACACACUGUGGUUUCGGCGUAGAGAAUAAACCCUUGUGCUCGCGUUUGGCCUCUCAGUCCUGUCCCGCUGUGUUCUGCCAUUCAAGCAUGGGGCACAUUGUGGAUUUAGCUUUGCGAAGGAUGUGGCUCUUCGGUGUUCUGUCCCUGUUCACGGUCAGCCUGGGCAUCCACAUGGAUUCGGUGGGCAGUCACAGCAUGUUCACCUGCGAGUCGAUCGGCCUCCGAAUGUGCCAGGAUCUUCCCUACAACACCACCUUCAUGCCCAACCUCCUCAACCACUACGACCAGCAGACCGCCGCUCUGGCCAUGGAGCCCUUCCACCCCAUGGUGAAUUUGCAGUGCUCUCCAGACCUCAGGCCGUUCCUGUGUGCCCUGUAUGCGCCCGUGUGUAUGGAGUACGGACGGGUGUCUCUGCCGUGCCGGAGCCUGUGCACGCAUGCCAAGAGAGACUGCCAGAAGCUCAUGGACAUGUUUGGAGUCACCUGGCCAGAGGAGAUGGAGUGCAGCAGGUUCCCAGACUGUGAUGAGUCUUACCCUCGUGCUGUAGAUCUGCUCGUGAACGAGGACCCCACUGACCAGUCGUCCAUGUCCAUUCAGCGUGACUAUGGCUUCUGGUGCCCCCGCGAGCUCAAAGUGGAGCCCGAGCUCGGCUACACGUUUCUCGGUGUGCGGGACUGCUCCCCUCCCUGUCCCAACAUGUACUUCCGGCGCGAGGAGCUCACCUUCGCCCGCUACUUCAUUGGCGUCGUCUCCAUCGUCUGCCUCUCGGCCACGCUCUUCACCUUCCUCACCUUCCUCAUCGACGUCACACGCUUCCGCUACCCAGAGCGGCCCAUCAUCUUCUAUGCCGUCUGCUACAUGAUGGUUUCGCUGGUGUUUUUCCUGGGCUUUCUGCUGGAGGAUCGUGUAGCGUGUAAUGCAGCCAAUCCCAGCCAGUACAAAACGUCCACAGUGACUCAAGGCUCGCAUAACAAGGCCUGCACGCUGCUUUUUAUGGUGCUGUACUUCUUUACCAUGGCGGGAAGCGUUUGGUGGGUCAUCCUUACCAUCACCUGGUUCUUGGCUGCUGUUCCCAAAUGGGGCAGCGAAGCCAUCGAGAAGAAGGCGUUGCUCUUCCACGCCAGUGCGUGGGGAAUACCUGGCAUGCUAACCAUAACCCUGCUGGCUCUGAAUAAAAUCGAGGGUGAUAACAUCAGCGGCGUGUGUUUCGUGGGCCUGUACGAUGUUCACACUCUUCGCUGGUUCGUGCUGGCGCCGCUCUGUCUGGACGUCCUGGUGGGAGUGUCGCUGCUGCUGGCCGGGAUCGUAGCGCUCAACAGGGUCCGAAUGGAGAUUCCUCUGGAGAAGGAGAAUCAGAACAAGCUGGUGAAGUUCAUGAUCCGGAUCGGCGUGUUCUCGGUGCUGUAUCUGGUGCCGCUGCUGACCGUGGUGGGCUGUUACCUGUAUGAACAGACGUACCGCUCUAUUUGGGAGACCACAUGGGUGCAGGAGUGCUGCAGAGACUACCACAUACCCUGCCCGUUCCAGGUGGAGCAGACCAGCAGGCCUGACCUCGUCCUGUUCCUCAUGAAGUACCUGAUGCUGCUGGUGGUUGGGAUCCCGUCGGUGUUCUGGGUGGGCAGUAAGAAGACCUGCUUCGAGUGGGCCAGCUUCUUCCACGGCCGCAGGCGGAAAGACAGCGGUGCGGUGAACGAGAGCCGGCAGGUUCUGCAGGAGCCAGACUUUGCUCAGUCUCUGCUGCGAGACCCGAACACUCCCAUCAUCCGGAAGUCCCGCGGGACGUCCACUCAGGGCACGUCCACCCACGCCUCCUCCACACACCUGGCCAUGCUGGACGACGUGCGGAGCAAAGCCAGCAGCGUCAACAGCAAGAUGAGCAGCUAUCAUGGCAGCCUGCAUCACUCCAGAGACGGCAGGUUCACCCCCUCCAGCCACAGAGGCAUGGAGGAACGCCCGGCGUACGGGAGCGUGCCGCGACUCAACGAGCAGCUGUCCCAUCACAGCAGCCUUCACCGCCUCGACAGCCAGUCCAGACACGGCAGCGCCCGAGACCUGAGCGACGCACCGGCCGCCAGCAUCACGCACGGAUCCAGUGUGAACCGCCUGGCAGAGGAGGAUGGGACGAGUGCGUAACCCAGAGACUGACCUGGGAGAGUCCCUGUCAUGUAGCCGCUAACGGACAGACAUGUGUUUUUGGCAGCAGCAGGGGAAUCAGAAACUCGAGGCAUGUGUGUUGACAGAGCCGUCCUCGGGAUUUGUCCCAUUAGUGGCGCACCUGAGUAACAAGAUAUGUUUUCUUAGAUACUGUGAAGUUCUGCCGGAUGAAGUUUACUGCUUGUGUGAUAAAGCAGCGUCAGGAUGGGCCGCAGCUGUCUGAUGGGGGAUUUUUCCCAUUACAUCCAUCACACAACCCGGUUUAAAGAGUUAAUGGAUCACCGACGCUUCAAGACUGAUGACUGUCCCAUUAGAGAUCAGGUUUCAAACCCUUGAAAGCCGAAGGAUGGUUCAAAGAGAGGGAGGAUCAGCGGUUUUGUGCCUCUAGCAAGCUGUAUUUAGUUUCUGGUGGUAGUUUGGUUGAGAAGGCAUGGAGGAAUGACGUACCAGAAUCCUCACCAACACCUGAUGUGCUUUUUGUUCGGCCGCUUGACGGCUGCCUACCUCAUCACAUCAGAUCGCUCUGCCCUCCCCACUCAUGUCACAUUACAGAGUUAAGAUUAAGUUGUCUUUCAGAACAUCAUCUUACACGCAGAUGCUUUUCCGCCCAUGUGUACAGGAGUCUUAAGCUUUGUAAAUGGUGCUUUUUUUCUAAUGUUGCUUCAUGAAUAUUUCAGCAGGCCGUUUCUACAAGCUCAUGCACCAUGUUAAUGGAACAUAGAAACGUGUUGAAUUUUCAUGAAUCCUGCUGUUUCACGACGCUUUAAAAGUGAAGUCGAGUGUUUGUUUACGUGUUGGAUGAGAUUACAGUGGUACUCAGUGCCUAAACAUGUGACUUUGGACCUGAGCUUUGUAAAAGCUGUUUUUUCUGAUCGCUGUUACUGCUUCUGCUGUACCUUUGCCUUCGGUUUCCCAGAGUACACUUGAUUUUCAUGCUUGACUCUUCUGUCCACUUUACUAAUGAGGAACAAUAUAGCACUUUAACCGUGGCUAUCUGUUGAAUGUGUAGACAUUAAAUCCAGUCAUAGCGUCAUGCAAGAUUUCAAAUAAAGCUUUUGUAAAAAAAAAAUAAAAUAAAAAAAGAAAUGUUAUAGUUCCCAAUUUUAUUGAAAUAGUCCGAUAAUGAGCUUUCCAUGUGAAAAGUGGUGUCCAAACCAAUACAAAUAACAGUACUCCACUUUAAAUACACUUGUGCAAAAAAAGAAAUAAGAAAAGGUCUACAUUGCAGUAUGGGGUAAUUCAUGUUCACGUCCCAACCAUUCACGCCACACAGGUCAAUAAAGUACAAUAAAAAUACAACAAAACAAUCCAGCCAUA